AUGUUCAGCACGAAUGUUCUACGACUGGUGUUCAGUGCUCUGCUUAUUGCGCAUUGCCUGUUACAUUUGAAACAGAUUAACUGCGCAGAAUUACCAUCAGAAUGGCGACAUCGAAUUCACCCAUCGGUCAGCGAAUCGGAAGAAGCACUGACCAGAGCCGAUAUUAUCUGGGAAGAUGCAGCCACACCGGGAUACCCGAUGUUGGCCGCAGAGGAACCGGGAAGCGGUCACAUUGUGUCGGGUAGCAAUUACUGGCCUAACAGCGGACAGUGCAUUCCAUAUCGUCUACACCCGGCAUUCGACGAAGAAACCAAGCAGCGUAUCCGUAACGCCAUGAACACCAUCGAGCGACGCACAGAUCACUGCUUGUCUUUCAAGAUCCAAACGGAGGAAACCGAAUACAUAUCUAUCGUUCCCGCUGGGCGAGGGUGCAUGUCGCACGUCGGUAUAAUACCUGGACGAACAACGGAAAUCCGACUGGGAAGCGGCUGUAUGAAAGACGGAAUCAUUCUGCACGAACUUCUGCAUGCGCUCGGCUUCUACCACGAACAGAACCGACCUGACCGUGAUGAGUUCGUCCAAGUAUUCACCGAAAACAUUCAGCCCAACAUGUACGAACUGAACUACGGUAUCUUGCCACAUAUGCCCACCCACGGUCUCCAGUACGACUACGAAUCCAUUCUGCACCAUGCAGCGUGGAAUUUCGCCAAGAGCCGCGACAAACCGGCCAUCAUUCCCAAGAUUCGUUCGCCCGUGAGAAUGGGUCAGCGCAAAUAGCUGAGCGCCCUGGAUGUCGCGAAGCUACAGAAGGCUUACGGUUGUAUCGAUGACAACUUUGAAAGAGUGGAGCGGAGAUCGCAGUUGCACUGCGACGGGAACAGCAACACUGGAAACCAGGCUACCAGACAACAAUUGUUAGUGAUAGCGCAAAUACUGUUUCGACAACUACGGCGGCAACCGCUGCAACUUCGAAGAAAAGUCCAGCGACGAUACAUUUCUCAGACCUAAUGUGGACGAUGAUGGAAAUGUCCGACACCGGUGUCAACAAUAUCCAA
Paramacrobiotus metropolitanus is the source of this 1055-nucleotide messenger RNA. Its product is annotated as astacin-like. Gene Ontology annotation, molecular function: zinc ion binding; metalloendopeptidase activity. The record is from RefSeq and is a predicted model, not a curated record. Bases 1 to 777 code for a protein of 258 amino acids. NCBI's taxonomy places the organism in Eukaryota, Metazoa, Tardigrada, Eutardigrada, Parachela, Macrobiotidae. Gene Ontology annotation, biological process: proteolysis. The transcript has 4 exons.